UUUUUUCUUAGCCUCUCUUUUAUUUAUUUUAAUAUAUAUAUAUAUAUAAUCAUUCAUUCUUAUUAUUACCCCACUUGUAUUAUUUAUUGGUUGUUGGUUAUCAAUAUCAUGUAUGUCAUCUUCUGACACCGAUCUCUGCCACCACCCUUUUGCAUGCCCUUCUUCUUCCUUUAUAACGAUUUGUGAUUUGUGAUUUGUGAUUCAUCAACUCUUGUGUCGUUUAUUGAGAUCUAGCUCGUCCUUCUGUUCGACACGUAGUUUGUUUCGGGGUGUUUGUCACCCUGCCGAACCCAUUAUUGAAACUUGUCAAAUGGGUUUUUGAAGAUUUAGAUUUGUUGUGAAAAGUUGAACACUUUUUGUCACAAGUUUGGCUUUUGGGGUGUUGAGAAGGUUGUGAAUUUUCUUGUUGUUUAUUGUUUCAAUGGGGUGUUUGGAUGAUGGGCGUUUCGCUGUUGAGAUUGAAAAUGGAGUGAGUGUUGGUCGUGGUGAAGUGGGUUUGGGGAAUGAAGGUGGUGGUGUCAUUGAAGAUGCUGUGAAGGUUUUGUUGGAGGGUCUAGGGGAAGAUGUAAACAGGGAGGGUCUUAGAAAGACACCACUUCGUGUUGCCAAGGCCCUUCGUGAAGGAACUAAAGGUUACAGACAAAAGGUGAAGGACAUAGUUCAAGGUGCUUUAUUCCCUGAAGCUGGACUAGAAAAUAGAGUUGGUCAUGCAGGUGGAGCAGGUGGACUUGUGAUUGUUCGAGAUCUUGACUUGUUUUCCUAUUGUGAGUCCUGCUUGCUUCCAUUCCAAGUCAAGUGCCACGUGGGCUAUGUCCCCUCUGGUGAAAGAGUUGUUGGUUUAAGCAAGCUCUCUCGUGUGGCUGAUGUAUUUGCAAAACGGCUUCAAGAGCCUCAGCGUCUGGCAGAUGAGGUUUGUUCUGCUUUGCAUCAGGGAAUAAAGCCAGCAGGUGUUGCUAUCAUACUUCAAUGUACACACAUCCACUUUCCAGACAUUGAAUCGGUCUUUCUUGACACAAAGCACCAAGGAUGGAUGAAGGUACUUGUUUCCUCAGGUUCUGGGGUUUUUGAGAACAAAACUGCUGGUGUAUGGGCUGAUUUCUUUAGUCUUCUUAAAUUUAGAGGCAUCAAUAUGGAUAAAAUUCAUUUUAGAGGACCAUCUGAUCCAUGCUGGUGUCCUUCCCAGUCCUCUCUUUCUUCCAAAGUUUCCUCCAAAUUUGGACCAGUCAAUCCUGUAAUGAUCACUGCAGUAGCUUCAAUUAUUGAAUCUUUGGGAGAAGAUCCUUUGAGGGAGGAGCUCAUAGGGACUCCCAGUAGAUUUGUGAAAUGGUUGAUGAACUUUCAAAAUAGUAACUUUGAUAUGAAGCUGAAUGGUUUUCUUUGUGGUGGAAGUGUCAAUGAGGAGGUUAACUUCAACAACAAAAAAAUAUCCUCUGAGCUGAACAUACCAUUUUGGUCACAAUGUGAGCAUCAUUUGCUUCCAUUUCAUGGUGUUGUUCACAUAGGAUACCUCAUGUCUGACGGAUUCAAUCCUAUCGGAAAAUCACUUCUACAAUCAAUAGUACAUUUUUAUGGUUUCAAGCUCCAAGUUCAGGAAAGGCUUACCAGGCAGAUAGCUGAAACCAUUUCCCCACUGUUAGGUGGAGAUGUGAUAGUAGUUGUAGAGGCAAGCCACACAUGUAUGAUUUCUAGGGGAAUUGAGAAGUUUGGAAGUAGUACAGCUACUAUUGCUGUGUUAGGACGUUUUUCAACCGAUCCUACUGCAAGGGCUUCAUUCUUGCAGAGUAUUCCUAGUCCUACAUCAUCUGGGGAGCAAUGACUCUUGUUUUAGCUCACAUGAAAUAAUUUAGCACUAGUUAAGAUCAUUUUGCACUUUGAAAUUUCAGACCUGCAAAGUUUCAGUUACUCAAAUUGUUUCAGUAACAUAUAUAGAGUCAGAAACUGUGUCAUGAUUGAUAGUCACAUCGUUAUCUGUGUCUUCUCGAGUCUUUUACAUGAUCAUUACAACAAAUCCCUAAGAAAUUUGGCUUGGAUUCGUCCAGAUUUACAUACUGGCAGACUGCUCCUAGAAUUUUAAUGAUGUUAGUCUACCCUGAAAGUUAUUCUUGAUGUUAAAGUCAGAAUACAUGUUAUAAAUUCUUAUUACUUUGUAUGAAGACUCAGCGUACCACUUGUUUUACAUGCUAAAGGCUAUAGUGCUUGGUUAGGUAUUCUAUUGGCGGAAUGGAGAUCCUAUUGAUUCCUCAGCAAGUAUAUCAAGUUGUUCAAGUAACAAGGGGUGAGUAUUAGGAUUGUUCUACACGGAUUGAACUCAAGCAAUGAAGCAACUGUUAUUGUUGGGAUGCAAGUAAAGUCCUCCCAAUGCUCAACAGUUAUUUCAUUAAUGUAAUACUACUUAAGCAACCUUCAUCAAUUUAAAAUAAGAGUUGAAUUGUUAUUUUUA
Cajanus cajan (pigeon pea) is the source of this 2440-nucleotide messenger RNA. Its product is annotated as GTP cyclohydrolase I. Gene Ontology annotation, molecular function: GTP binding; GTP cyclohydrolase I activity; zinc ion binding. Gene Ontology annotation, cellular component: cytoplasm. Lineage: Eukaryota; Viridiplantae; Streptophyta; Magnoliopsida; Fabales; Fabaceae. Gene Ontology annotation, biological process: tetrahydrofolate biosynthetic process; tetrahydrobiopterin biosynthetic process. The record is from RefSeq and is a predicted model, not a curated record.